AUGACGUCUGAAGCGACUGGUUUCGCCCAUACGAACAACAUGAAUUCCGACUCUUUGACCACUCAGCAACCCGUCCCAGCGCCAGCUGGGCAGGGUGUGAGUACAGCUGAUCAGGAGAACAAGUCUAAAACACAACCAAGCCAAGUCCGCUUCUCUUCGACAACGGAGGAGAUUGAGCCGUCGGCCGCCACUGGUGGCCCCGGACUGACGCCAAUCGAGACCCCCAAGCAGAUGGAUGACUUGAGGUCGUUGGCAGCUAGCCUACAAAAAUCCCAAUUACAAGAGUCUCGGCUGGGGAGUUUCUCAUAUGACCCCGUCUCUCUACCUUCUUCAAGGGUAUGUAUUCAGGGUAUCUGCCGGCAUGUUGCGUCUCGAGAAUCAAGCGAUCGCAGUACACGAGGAGCUAAUGGAUCCGGUUUGCCGUCUCCCCAUGCCUCCCCACCGGUGUCCGUGAUGCAAUCACCACCACUUACACCCGCGGCCACCCAUUCGCGUGAAUCCAAAACUAAUGGCACUUCCUCGAUGUCGAAUGCUACAGAUCGAGGAACCGGCGCAAACUCAGCGGCGAUGACCCCAGAGAUGUCUCCACCCAUAGGCGGGUCCACGAAGAGCCAAGCGCCCCAAAGCGCCCCAACUUCGCGGCCUGGUUCGACCGACCACCUGGCGAAGCAGAGCAAUGUCGCGCAAACAUCGUCUCACCCUCAGAAUGGAGCAAAACAUCGGGCGCAGUUCUUCAUUGGGCCUGAUGCCAACUCUCAAGAAGAAAGCCCGCCAGCCACCCCUAGGGUCGACUACACCCCCCCUGGCGCCAUCACGCCGGUAGGAGAACCGGAUGAUCCGUACGCCCGCAGCAAGCGUCCCCCUCAGCCUAAGAACCUUUCUCAGCUCGACCAGCGGUUUAUCUUUGGCGGCCGUGACUUCAAACGGCGUGCACAGACGUCGUCGUUCGGCCGUCCAUCGACGCCCCGGUCGGCAAGCGCGAGUGAUCUGAAGGCAAGUGACAGGCAACGUAGUGGGUUUUUUGGCAGCAAGAAGGACUCUAAACAGCAGGAACCUGAGGGUAAGCAUCAUGGUCAUAUGGCGGAGCUCAAGAGAUUCUUCAAGAUGGGUCAUCACAAACACAAACGCGCCGAGUCGCCGUCGUCGGCAGUGAAACGGUCGAGCAGGUCCUCUGGGAAGAGCACACCGUACCAACUGGCACCCGACAGCGUCCCGUUUGCCGAUGAUCAUGGGCUCAAUUCCAAGUACGGGAAGUUAGGGAAGGUUCUAGGAUCCGGGGCUGGUGGCUCUGUUCGGUUGUUAAAACGUAACAGCGACGGCGUGACUUUUGCCGUGAAGCAGUUUCGGGAUCGUCACUCAUGGGAGACGUUAAAGGAAUACUCGAAAAAAGUCACAGCAGAGUUCUGCAUUGGGUCAACCCUACACCAUGGCAACAUCAUCGAAACCCUUGAUAUCAUCCAAGAAGGGAACCAUUGGUAUGAGGUCAUGGAAUACGCCCCAUUCGACCUUUUUGCGAUUGUUAUGACCGGUAAGAUGCAGAAGGAGGAAGUUGCGUGCGCCUUCAAGCAGAUCCUCAGCGGAGUGGCCUAUUUACAUGGGAUGGGCUUGGCCCAUCGGGAUUUGAAACUUGAUAACGUAGUUGUCAACGAGCAUGGUAUUAUGAAGCUAAUUGACUUCGGGAGUGCUGUUGUUUUCCGGUACCCUUUUGAGAAUGAUAUUGUUCCUGCUUCAGGCAUUGUGGGUUCGGAUCCGUAUCUCGCACCGGAAGUAUAUGAUGAGAAGAAGUAUGACCCGCGUCCUACCGAUAUCUGGUCUCUGGCUAUUAUCUUCUGCUGCAUGAGUUUGCGGCGAUUCCCUUGGAAACAACCCCGGGUUAGCGAUAACUCCUAUAGACUCUUUGUGUCCUCCCCUACCCCAGGGACUCCGGUGCCAGAUGCUGAUCCGAAACGCCAUCGACCGAUCAAGUCUGCUCCUGACCUCUCUUCAUCUGCACGGGAAAGCCAGUCCUCGGAAUCAAAGAACGGAGUGUCUGGGCCACCACCAGAACAGUCUAAAAGCCAAGAUGCUCCAACAGCCCAACCGAAACCGGAAUCAACCACCCAAGACGAAAAUCGACCCCCAGAGAGCCCUCAGGAGAAGACACCUAGCGACAAUCAGAAAAAUGGCAAUAUUGACAACAAGCCGAGACGCACAACCAGCAAAGAAGCACCCCCACUCCCCCCCGGCUCGGCGCCGCCACAAGGACAACGUCAGGAAGUUAUCAAGGGCCCAUGGAGGCUUUUGCGGCUCCUGCCUCGUGAAAGUCGUUAUAUCAUCGGCCGGAUGCUCAAGGUGAGCGUGAAAGAGCGAGCGAUUCUCGAUGAUGUUUUAACCGAUGAAUGGAUUCGGAACAUCGAUGCCUGUCGACAAGAGGUCACUGGGGAGCUUUACAGGGCUCCGGGCCAUACACACAUUCUGGAGCCACCUUCUCCGAGCCCUGCAGUGGCCAGUAAGGCCAAAUAG
Aspergillus oryzae RIB40 is the source of this 2502-nucleotide messenger RNA. RefSeq names its product putative protein kinase. The record is from RefSeq and is a predicted model, not a curated record. Gene Ontology annotation, biological process: protein phosphorylation; intracellular signal transduction. The transcript has 4 exons. Bases 1 to 2502 code for a protein of 833 amino acids. NCBI's taxonomy places the organism in Eukaryota, Fungi, Ascomycota, Eurotiomycetes, Eurotiales, Aspergillaceae. Gene Ontology annotation, molecular function: protein serine/threonine kinase activity; ATP binding.